Anopheles bellator is the source of this 1959-nucleotide messenger RNA. RefSeq lists its product as uncharacterized. The coding region runs from base 1 to 1959 and encodes 652 amino acids. Gene Ontology annotation, biological process: positive regulation of DNA-templated transcription. Gene Ontology annotation, cellular component: nuclear body. The transcript has 5 exons. The record is from RefSeq and is a predicted model, not a curated record. NCBI's taxonomy places the organism in Eukaryota, Metazoa, Arthropoda, Insecta, Diptera, Culicidae.
AUGCCUCCUCCGCGUGGUUCCGCUCCGCUACGGUUGCGCUUGGGGCACACGAUUCUAGCGCAGAGGCGGAUCCAACGACUGCGUUUAGCGAAACAGCAGCAGCAGCAACUAUCGGCCAGACCCGAAAGCCAGCGAGUGGGAUCGGCGAGGGCCACCUACAACAUGUGGGUUUCGACGAACAAGGUGCUGAUCGGGUCGGUGGGUGGCCUGAAGAAGACGCACUGCCGGAACCCGAACUUUGACUCCGAGGAGACGAAGCUCCUGAUUUCGCUGUGGGGCGACCCGCAGGUCCAGCGGACGCUCAUCACCACGCACAAGAAGCACCCGGUAAUCGCGAAGCUGGCGGAGAAGAUGCGCGAGUAUGGCUACAACCGGUCGACCGAGGAGAUCAACACGCGUAUCAAGAACUUGAAGUGCUUCUAUAACCGCAUCAAGAAGGACCUGGAGACGGGCGUCGUAUCGGAGACGUCGUGGAAACACUUCGCUGCCAUGGACGACAUACUGACGAGGCCGAUUUUCGGCAACAACCAUCUGAACAACGCAGCGGCCAGUGCCGUGGGUCGGUCACGGCCACGCGACCGGCGCCACUCGGAUGGUUCCAGCGACGUGCCGGAACUGCCCGAGGAUCAGGUGGAUCACAUCGACGUGAAGAUGGAGCUGGUGAGCGACGACGACAAGGAGCUGCGGGCCGAAGAACUGCUGAAAAAUGCGGAGCAGGUGGAGCUGCGGGAACCGAACCUGCUCAUCCCAAAGGACGAACCGCUGGACGAGGACGAGGACGAUCCGAACGAUCCGGACUUUGAGCACGACGGUGGUUCGGAAACGGAUGACGAAAGUUCCGGCAUGGACGAAGCGGACGAAACCGAGCGAUCGACGCGGCUGAGACGUCGCACGAAGCGGGUUCACAAGUCGAAAAAGUCAUCCCCAUCCGGUGGAGGACCCACGAUGACCGCCGCCACGGGUAACGCCGGAUCAACGCUGGCCGUUUCAGCGCCCACGUCCAGCGGAGCAUCCGGGGCUAGCGUUCCGGGAACGAUUAAAAUCAUCAACUACACGGGCACCGGUGGCAACAUAAAGCUGUCCACCGCAGUACCCGCAUCGGCCGCCUCAACCAUUGGCAUAACGACCUUAGCCGGUAGCUCGGGGGCCGCUGCAACCACCACCACGCAGAGCAAAAUAUCGCUCGUGCCGACGAACUUCCUGCUGAAGCCGCAGGCUUCCAACCUCGGCUUCAAGCAACCGAUCCAACUCUACACCAAGCCGACCGUUUCCCUCACGGGCAGUAAGCCAACCCAUACGCAGCCCAUCGUGUCUACAUCCGCCGGCGCCGGCAACCAACCGAUGAAACUGUUCCUGGUAAACACGCGCCCCAAGGAUGGCUCGGCCCCACAGCAGCAGCUGCUUGCCUCGAAACCACCGCAGCUAUUCAGCUCUACGUCGGCCGUCCCGAUGGCGACCGGUGUGUCGGGGCUGCCGAAAAUCAGCAUCCAGCCAAAGCUCGUCACCAGCGGCGGAGUGACGGCGCUGGGUGCGGCGAAAAUACUCCAGACAGCACCGGCCACUUCUACGAGAGUGAUUGCCACCCCCUGUGGGGUACGGGGACCAUCAAAGGCCGUCGGGUUCAAGUCGCUACUCAGCCAGCUGGUCGGAGUUUCUCGCGAAAAUCUCGGCAUCACCAAAACACGGCUGGUGGCCGAGAGGGAACGGUUCAGCAACGAGAAGUCGGUGGCCAAUGCGGUACUUAAGGCGCUCGGCGAACUGAAUACACUGCUGGCGGAAGUGAACGCCGCCAGUGCACCGGAACCGGAGGACCAGCAGCAGCAGCAGCAGGAACAGCGCAUCCGAAUAACGGACGUGCGGCACGACGAGACCCAUCGGCGACGAUCGGUAGUCGGAAGGGCGCUCAGUGACGAUGAACACCUGAAAACGGAAGUCAUCAGUGACUCCGAGGAAGGAUAG